This is a messenger RNA of Guyanagaster necrorhizus, 3030 nucleotides long. RefSeq lists its product as uncharacterized. NCBI's taxonomy places the organism in Eukaryota, Fungi, Basidiomycota, Agaricomycetes, Agaricales, Physalacriaceae. The coding region runs from base 120 to 2978 and encodes 952 amino acids. The record is from RefSeq and is a predicted model, not a curated record. The transcript has 7 exons.
CUAGCCACGUGUGUUGCGGUCUACCCCAGCUUCCUUCCAGCUCAUAGCUACCCUGGCUUGGAAUGCUCAACACACACUUGCACGCUGAAUUUUCAAGUCUUGCUUAGCGCCAGGAUUGAAUGGAAGAUACCGAGCAAGCGUCUCGUGCUGGCCCUCAUCGUUCAUCCACAAGUGGUCUUUCGAAGGACUCAGCAUCCCGUCAUAAUCGAAUUCGUUUCUCGAGAGAGGAGGGGGAUCUUUUGCCUUCGUUCGACUCUCCAAACAAGCUUCCAUAUGCUAAAUUCCGUUCGAUGCGACAUCAUUCUCCUCUUACUCCUCCGAAAUCACUGGAUGAUGUACGACAGCGGGGACACUCUAUGGACACCGGAAACCCGUCUUCAAGCACCUCACGAGUGAAGAGGACCUCGACCGCACACAGGAAUGGAUUUUCCCCCUUAGACAGAGCACCUAGUUUAGAUUCCAGCCACUUGGCAGUAAACUCCUUUUCGGAUGAGUAUGAUUUAUCUCAUGAGGACCCGCAAAUCCUGCAGGAUGUUCAUCGAGCGGUGAAACUCAAAGCGCGGCGGGACGCCCGCAUGAAAGAAAGCCCUAGGACUUUGCAUCCUGCAAAGGCUCCUUCUGGGUCAUCGUGGUCUAGCUCGUCGACGCGCCCGUUUCCGGUCUCUCCGUCGUCUUAUGGGUCCCCCUUUGCCGGCGUCACACAUCCCUCCGAGAUCGACUUCAGUCCUUCGACAGGCAAUGCACAUGUUAAUGUCGAGCCACACCCAAUACCAACCUCCGUCGAUAAUGGCUCAACUCUAGACUGGGGUGGAUCUAAUCAGGGUGAAGACCGGACGGAGAGACGAUGGACCCUUUCCAUGAGCAAACGCAAAGGGAAGGAGAAGGAACCGCCCAUCUCUGUGAACGCAUUAGAGGCUCAAGAAAGUCAAUACACUGUUAAACUUUCCCGAAUAAAAACCGUCGCUUCCCCACAGACGAAACGCAAGCGAGACAUUACCGCGAAUCAGCUAGAAAGACAAUACCGCCUGAUAUACAACUCUAUAGCUCCAGAUUCGCCUCCAGGUCACUAUCACAUCCUGGAAGUUGCCCGCUGGUGGGGAAAUGUUAAUGUCAUGACACGCACCAUCAUAGAACAAUCAGAGCCAUUUACCUGGCUUAGGCACCUCGACACUCGUAAGAUGCCAGUUCAGCAGCUUCACAUGCCAUGGCAUCUCACUGCCCUCAUAAUGGAAGAGUACCUUGCUGCCGCUGCCGCUGCCAAUCGUAUGUCGACUCAGGUGCCUCCACUCCCACCUACCAUUCCGGCUCCCAACUUUUCAAUAUCUACCAUUCCCGAAAACUCCGCAAUGUUUUCUCCGUAUUCCUCUUCUCCUGACCAAAGCGAUACAGCUCUACCACAUUCUUCCCGCGCAUCUUCACACUAUUCACUAGGACCUUCUUUGACGAGAAUCAAGUCCACCGAUGGUCGAGUUUCCUUUGAGCCUCUCGUGGAACCAGUACGAGAUUCUCUGGAAGUCGCUUCCCGAAGUGGAGAUUCGGCUCUCAGCAGCCAGUAUGGUCACGCGAGCUCCAUCGGCGCUGUAGCUCCAAGUUCUAGCCCUUUCCACUUGCGACCGCGAACGUACAACAAUCUCUCUCUCAAUGAUAGCGAUGACGGGUCAUCUGCUCACAACUCUCUUUCUGGACAAUCGGACGACAACAUGAAGAGAACAGUCAUUCGUUCUCCGAAAUUUGACCAGCCCCUCCGGGAUACGCUGAACCUCAAGGAGCUAGGAUUAUCUUCGUCGUCUUCACCAAAACCAGAAAAUACGAAUACUAUGUCCCUAGACGGAGCUUCCAGCAUGCUGCAAAAGAUAAGAACGCCACCGGUGCACUCUCGUCGCUCUUCUACUACUAAUAUUACUCGCGUCGGUCCUAAGGCAAGAGGCUCGUUAGCAUUAUCGCCUCCCGAAGAUUCAGAUACGGACGGAAAUAAGAAGCGUCAACAAGACAUAAAUGACGCCCGAUCAGCCCAGGAGUACAAGAUGAAAUCUCAACUCCUGGAAGAGAGUGUAGCUCAGAACUUGCGUAUAAGACAGCUACUAAAUCGCGUCGCCACUGGGGUCAAAGAGUACGACGUGACUCAAAGUAAUCUUAUGACGCUGCUGGGUACACCUUACAAGGGCCUGCCUCCGGAAUUGUUAGACACUUUCGGUCAUGACCCUUCGGCGGUCACUACGAAAACCGGCCGUUAUCGAGGGUGGCGAGCAGUUGAUGACAUUCACAAUCGCGUCCUACGCCAGCGCGAGAUAUUCGAGGACUUUCUGGCCCACAACAGGAAUGACACAGGAUCUAUUGUUGAAGAGGACGUUUUAGAAGAUCCCAUAUGCGUUUUAAGGCAGUCGCUGAAUACUUUGGCAGUCAAUAAGGCUGCUGUAGCUUCCAAAGCAGAGGAGUUGGCGGAGCUGUUGAAGACGGUGCAAGAAACUCAUCAGAAGGUCAAAGCUGAUUAUAAAGACACCGUUGCUCACACUUCCGUUGUAUAUCCUGAGCUAUCUCGCAUCGUCGCGCUAGAAGAAAGCUACAAAGACCAGUAUCAGCAUUUCUGGGAAAUUGGCAUGGACGCCCUGACAUUCUUGCUUGAUACGGUCACUCCAUUUUGGCGGACGUACGGAAAGACCAUCGGAGAUGAUUUCUCAGACUUCCUAAUUGUCCCCCUCUAUCGGAAUGAAUUUACCGGAGAGUCUAAAAGAUAUCCACUCACCCACGUUCCUGUUCGAUCCUUUAGGCAUUGGAUAGUAUUGAUCGUCUUCUUUUACGGAUCCAUCGCUGUCACUAUCCUUCAGGCUCGCACUGCCUUUACUUCGUCUGUUCAUUGGGGUCUCCAAUGGAUACCAUACGACGGCCUUCGAUGGAUUGCCAUACCCUUCUUUGGGGUUGGCAUUAUUAUCCAAUGGAUCGUUAUUAUGGUGGCUAGGGUGGUCUGUAAAUUUUUUUAAUUAGUAUUCAUACAUGCAACACUGGGGUUUUCGCAUUGCUUUGCAAUAUUUA